Molecule: messenger RNA, 2413 nt
Organism: Daktulosphaira vitifoliae (grape phylloxera)
Lineage: Eukaryota; Metazoa; Arthropoda; Insecta; Hemiptera; Phylloxeridae
Product: tubulin alpha-2 chain-like
Exons: 5
Coding region: 141-1484 (447 amino acids)
Biological process (GO): mitotic cell cycle; microtubule cytoskeleton organization
Cellular component (GO): cytoplasm; microtubule
Molecular function (GO): structural constituent of cytoskeleton; GTP binding
Source: RefSeq, a predicted model, not a curated record
UAAUUAAAAAUUAACUCAUCUAAUGCCUAAGGUAAAAUAAAUAAGAUGUAUCCAAAAAAAUAUUGUUUUAAAAGUUUUAGAAAUGUUUUUAGAAAAAAGUUUCAAAAAACCAUAAGAUUAAAAAGAAGCUAAAAAAAGCGAUGUCAAAAGAAGUAGAGAGUACAGUAUUAUCAACUCCACCACCACCAUUUCCACUCACUCAAGGAGAGUUUAUAUUUAUACAUGUUGGCCAAGCAGGAAUUCAAAUUGGAUCAGCAUGCUGGGAAUUAUUUUGUUUAGAACAUGGUAUUAAUCCUGAUGGAACUGUACAAAAAUUAACAACUAGUUCUACUUCUAUAUUUUCUUUAUCUCAAAUGGGAAAAUAUGUACCUAGAGCUUUGUUAGUAGACACUGAACCUUCAGUCAUUGAUGAGAUUAGAACAGGUGCUUACAAAGAUUUAUUUCCAAGCCAAAAUAUUUUUACUGGUAAAGAAAAUGCAGCUAGUAAUUUUGCAAGUGGUCUAUAUGGAAUUGGAAAAAGACUAUCAAAAUCUAUAUUAGAUCAACUUAAAACAUUAGCUGAAGACUGCAACUCAUUGCAAGGAAUUGCAAUCUUCAGAUCUAUAGGUGGUGGUACAGGUUCUGGAUUGGGUACAUUGCUUAUUGAAUCGAUUAAAGACUUAUAUUUAAAUAAAACAGUUCUCGAUUUUAAUGUGUAUCCCUCACCUCAAUUAUCAUCAGUGAUUGUUGAACCAUACAAUGCAAUUCUAACUACACAUCAUGUUUUAGAUUUGGUCAAUUGUUCUAUGAUAUUUGAUAAUAGUGCAUUGUACAAUAUAUGUUUUAAAUUAGGAAUUAUAAAACCUACAUAUACUAAUAUUAACAGGAUAAUAUCUCAGGUUUCAUCAGGUAUAACAUCAUCUCUUCGUUUUGAGGGUUCUUUGACAAGUAAUUUAUCAGAAUUACUGAGUAAUCUUAUUCAGUGGCCUAGACUACAUUUCCCAUUAAUUACUCAUGCUCCUAUUAUGACUAAUAUUAAUAAUUUAUCAGCUAAUUCACAACUUGCUCGUAUGUGUUUCGAUGUUAACAAUCAAAUGAUUAUUGCUGAUCCUCAACAAGGAAAAUAUUUAUCAAUUUGCAUGAUGUUUAGAGGUGAUUUAACACCUACUGAUGUCAAUACAACCAUUGCUUUUAUUCAACGAGAACAUACUAUUCCUGUGACAAAUAUGAAUUCUCCACCAUUUAAAUUUGGUUUGUGCUAUCGGCCUCCUAUUACUGUGCCAAAUAGUGAUAUAGUUCCUACUGCCAAAACAAUAACUACAUUGUGUAAUAACACAGCAGUUAGGUAUAGAUGGGAAAGUCUUUUAAAAAAAUAUGAUACUUUAACGAAAAAAAGAGCCUUUAUGCAUCACUAUGUAGGUGAAGGAAUGGAAGAAGGAAUUUUCACCUCAGCUAAACAGAACAUAAUAAAAUUAAUAGCAGAUUAUGAAGAAGUAGAAAAAUAAUAAAAAAUGAUAAAUAAAUACAAACUAUAAAAGUUUUAUUAUUGAUCUAUUGUUACUUUGUUUUAUGUUAAAAAUUAUUCAACUUAAAUUAAAAAUCUAAUAAUAGAAAAUAAUUUAAGACACGUUAAAACUUAUUUACUUUAUAUAUUAUUUAUAUUUUUAGAAUUAUCAAUAAAAAAAUAUUUUGUAGUUGAAUGGAUAUAACCCAUGUAGCAAAUUUAGACAUAUUCAAGUACUUAUCAAUACUACAUUUAAUUGAGAAGAGCGGGUAAAAUUAGCUUCUCAUACAAUCGUUUUUAGUUCUUGGUAAAUUAUUAUUUUAUUGGCUGCUUAUAGUAAUUAAUUAAUAUUUCAUAAUGGUAACUUCAUAUUGUAGUGUAAAAAUAAAAUGUUUAAACACUAAAUAUCUUGUAUAACUUAAAUCAAAAUCUGCAUUUUUGUAAAGUGAAAUUUAAGCCACUAAUUUGAGUUUCACAAACGUUAGCUUUAUUUCUUAAUUUCUUUUAUUUUUAUGACUAAACUUUUUUAAAACUUAGACAUUUUUUGGCAAUACAUAGGUGUUUAAAAAUUGUUGGACUUAGCUUUCCUUGAUUUCCAAUUUUAAAUUACACUUGUGAUCAUUUAAUUUAAUGAAAAACACUAGAACCGUAUGCAAAUUAUACAAAAAUAGAAUUUUUAUUAGUGGGAUAAAAGAUGUGUAUAUAGUUCAACCAGAUUUUUUUAGCUUUGUAACAUAGGAGGGAACCGAUUUUAUUUAUUAAUCUUUUAUCUUCUACGUAGAAAAUAGUUUAAUUUAAUAUAAUCUAAAAUCCAUUUGUCAAAAUAUUAAUUUUGAAAAAGCUCGUUGAAUACCUAUUGUCAAAUAUUAUCUAUAUUCAUCUGUAUGUCAGUCUUUUGUAAUCUUUUAGUAAUAUAUUGUUUUUAAUAAA